GUCCAUCCUACAAACACAGUCAUCCCGUUGUUUAUCUUGCAUCUCCAAUCUUGACACUCACACUGGCCCAGAUUAACAGUUCUUUCACUCUCGCUCGCCUCUCGGACGGACAGUCGAAUCGAACGGUUGAACGACGGGAGCCUGGUUGGUUGCUGAUGGUCUGGCUAGGUCUGGCUGGCAGGUUUUUAGCUUUGGCUGAGUAGGAGGGCAACAGUCGGAGCUAGUCAAGAAUGCCUCCUCGGCCAGGCGAGAUCGAAACUUUUUUUCUCGCGCGGUGUUGAAGUCGUCGUCGUCAGUCGGUUGGUUCCCCGUUUUCAUCGGACUAGUGUUUUAUUGCAUCUUACAACACCACACAUACCUGUGUCCGCGCGGAGUGCCAGUUCCUUACGACUGUGGUCCAUUCUGGAAUUCCAUUAAUGAAAAUUUGCCCGUAAUUAUAUACAAAUUUCCUAUCGGAUAAUUACGACGGUAGCACUCAGGUUCAGUGUUUCGGGGAGUUCAUAAUUCAGAAGUUCGACUACUAGGGCCAACCAGCGAAAGACGGGGCCCCGUGUGCUUGUGUGUGAAGAAAACCAGUCGGAGUGGAGUCCCCACUUUUAGCAUCCGGGGGUCGGUCGGUCAGCUUCAGCUUCAGAGCCUUCUCCAGUGUUGGAUGGGAGGAUAGGAUUGAAGUGUGCAGUGCAGCAGAAGAAGAGUGUUCUUUUUCUUUUAUCGUCGUGUGUGCAUUUUUCUCCUUCGAUGCUGGAGGUGACGGUAUCCUAGUAAGCAGUAAGCUAUGAUGCAAAAUUCGAAGAAAACACUGGUGUAUCAUGUGAAAAGGGUUUAUGGGUUUGAGACAAACUUCUAAAUGACAAGGAUUGAGCUUCACACUCGUUCGUCAUCUUGCCAAGAAUUCGAAAAGUUGUUCUUGAUUUUAUCAAAAUGAAUCACAUUUUGAACUCACAAUCUGUUUUAUUCUUACCAGUUGUAAGGACGUGGCCAAGGCAGCUCACUAUAAUUGUAGAAAAUACUCGAUAUUUAUCUUUAUACAUGUAUAUUUUCUAAUCCAUUGCAUUCUUAAAAUCUUGGUGAAAUUUGUGUGUAUUUUUUUAAAGAUUUUUUUUUUCAGAAUACCUACAAGAAGUACUGAAAAUAAUGUCCAAAAUUCUUCCCACGAUUGCUUUAGAAAUUUUUACAGAUAUUUCUGCAAAGAUGCAUCGACGAAUUCUUCCAGGAUUUUUUCCAUAUCUUCCUUCAGUGAUUCCAUCAUGGAUUACGCCAGAGCUUCCUUCAAGAAUUUCACAAGGGAUUUCUCCUGGGAUAUUUUUAUAAGUUCCUCCAGUGAUUGUUCCAGUGUUUUAUCGAGGAUUCCUCAAGAAAUUUAUCCAGGAUUUCCAAAGGAAUGUCAACUGAGAUCCCUUUAGGUAUUUCUGCUAUUGUUUCUCCCGAGAUUUCUUCAAGAAUUUUUCUUCACACAUUUCUUCAACAAUUUUACUAGACAUGACCCCAAUAAUUCAAUCUAGAAUAAUUCGAAGUAUUUCUGCAGGAAUAUCUUCCAGGAACCCUUUCAGGAAAUUCUACCAGAGAUUAUCCAAAAGUUAUCCAGGAAAACCUUAAAAAACUCAGUUCAUCCAUAGAUUCCUGUAAUUAAGAAAGCUUUCCUGGUAUUUCCUAAGAAAUUCCUCAUGAGGUUUCUUAAGGAAUUCCUCCGGGUUCUCCUCCAAGAAUUUCUCCAAGGGUACAUACACCCGGGAAUUCUUUCUGUGAUUCUUCCAGGAAUCCAGGAAUUAUUCAAGUACUUCCUCCAGAAAAUGUUUAGGGCUUUCUUUAGGGAUUAUGCCAGGGAUUUCUCUGGAAAUUCAACAGGAAUUCUUCAAGGGAUUAGAAGCAUCUAGAUCCUCUAGGAAUUCCUCCAGAAAUUUCCUCUGGGGAUUGCUGCAGGGAUUUCUCCUGGAAUUCAUCCAGAGAUUCCUCCAGAAAUUCCGCUAGAAAUUUCUUCAGGAAUUCCUUUAGUGACUUUUCCAGGGGUUCCUCUGAAGAUUCCUCCAGGAAUUACUACAGAUAUUCUUCUAGUAUAUCCUCCAGAAAUUCAUCCAGGAGUACCUGCAGAAAUUCUAUCAGGAAUUCCUCCAAGAAUUGCUCCAGGGUUUCGCAUUUUUACAGCACUUUGUCCAGGCAUUCCUCUAGGAAUUGGGUUUUUAAAUUAAGAAAAAAUCAAUGAUUUUUUAUUUUUAAACAAAAGAGCACCUUUUUCUGACCCGCUAUGAUUUUUUUCAGAUUUUUAGAGCUUUAUUUUGGUACCUAAAAUUAAUUUCCAACAGAUUUUUUUUUGAAAUCACCUUUUGACAGCUGGGCAACUGCUUGACAGCUCCGCUCAGUACAAAAUGCGACGAGGGGUGAUUCGACAAAUCGCUCCCAUACAGAUUUCAAAUUGAUUUUUAAAUAGGUUCCCGGGCACCAAAAUUGAUGAAAAUUUGGAUUUCGGCUCAGUUUUGCAUGCAGAUUCAGAAUAUGGAAUUAUCUCAACACCACUAAAGAAGCCAAUUGUUCCUGAUAUUCUUCCAGGAAUUCCUUCUAGAUGUGUUUCAGGAAUUCCUCCAAUAAUUUCACCAGGUAUUCCUCUGGGAAUUUCUACGGGAAUUCUUCAAGGGAUAAUUCUCAGGAUUUUUGCAGUAAUUCCUGAAGGAAUUCCUUCAAGCAAUUCAUCAGGAUUUUUUCAGGCAUUCCUCCCUGGCCAAGAUCACAGGGUUCGACGGUAUUAAAGUGAAGGAUGUUAAUUGUAAUUCUUGUAAUGAAAAUAUCACCUUUAACACUUUAAUGCGCCUCCAACGGUUCAUUGCGAACCGGCUGAUGCAGAUGGAGUAUGGCUGAUUUAUCAGAAAUGCUCGAUAAACAGGAGGAACCUGCCAGGGCCCAGUAGUUUCUAUACCCAGGAAACAGUUCCGGUCGAUUGAGUCUGGGAAGGUUUCGAGAGUCGUUGUGAAUCAUAAUGAAAAUAUUUAUGUUUCAUGACGAGUCUCGGAAUCUUUUUUGAGUCGGCAGACUUUAAACUGUUGCCUGGGCUUCCCACUAUUCGGUUAAUUUUAACAAAUACAAAUUCAAUUCAAAUAUGAAAUAAUUAGUAGUAUCCAUUUGCUAAUACAUAGUUCUCAACAUUUGAUGUGCUUUCGUGAUUUAAUUUUCUCUAUCAUUAUUUUUAUAUCUGAUAGUUUUGUGAGUAAACCCUAAUAUGUUUCGAAUGCCUAAUGCUUAAUAAUAUUUUCUUGCAAUAUCAAUUUAAAAUAACUAUGAAACUAAUAGUGGGAAGUGCAGCAUUUAGUAGUGCAUGCUUAUAGAUUCGAAGCUAACGUGUGAUCAAGACGAAAUCGACAAAAACUGACUACUUCGACUUUGACUAACGCAUAUUAUUUAUGACAAAUUAGAUAUGUUUACAUUUUUCAACUGAGCAUAUUAAAGGUUUUUUUUUUUAUUUGGACUUAUUUGGACAGAUGCUGAUAGUGCUAGGGAUGUGGACGAAAAACAACUUUCAAAGAUAAUAAAAACAGUACUAAAAUGAGGAUCAACAAAAAUGGACAUAACGAACACAUCGACCAUCUAACAGAUCAUAGGCACACCAAAGAUUACUGAAUUAUAGGGCACAACAUAAAUUUGAACAAUAACAUUCUUUAAGCCUUGACAUGACAAAAAAAAAACAAAUACGAAAUCGACCAUAUGACAAAACCGAAAUUUUCACACCUUCUGCCGUAACCUUCUGAGUCAGUACGCAACAGUGUCUUACUGGACGACAUGUUCCGUGCACGGCUGGUGAACUGCUUCUGAAGGAUUACGUUCUCUGUCCUAUCCAAAGGCCUAGUGAACUGUCGUUGUCCGCGCAAACGCGAGACGAUUGUGCGCACAUUGAUGGGAGAGGUUUCUACGUCCGUCGGCGUGCCGCUAGGAACCUUUCAAAAAAAAAAAAAAAAAAUACUUUUUGUGAGUCCGUACUUAUGACGGGUAGUGUACAUGAGUUCAUCCAGGAAUUUCUUCAGGAACUUCUUUUGGAAUUACCCUAGGAUAAUUUUUAGGAAUUCCUCCACGAAUUGAUCCAGGACAUCCUUCAGAAAUUAUGUAAGCAAUUCCUCCGAGAAUUUCUCCGGGAAAUCCUCUAGGGAUUCCUUCAGAAAUUCUUCCAGUAAUUUUUUCAAGAAUACCUUCAGGAGAUUUUCAGAUAUUCCUCCAGGCAUUCCUCCAUAUAUUCCUCCAGGAAUAACUCCAGAAAUUCCUCCAGGGAUUCCCCCAUGAAUUCCUUCAGGAAAUCCUUCGAAGACUCCUCCCGGAAAUCUUCCAGGAAUACCUCCAAGGAUUCUUCUAGGAAAUUUACCUGGAAUUCCAAGGAUUUUUUUCAGAAUUUGCUCCAGGCAUUCCUCUAGGAUUCUCUCUAGACAUUUUUCCAGGAAUUGCUUCAGGGAUUUCUCCAAGGAUUCCUCCAGAAAUUUUUCUAGGAUUUCCUCUAGGAAUUCAUCAAAAGUUUUCUUCAGGAUUCCUCCCAGAAUUCAUCCAGGUGUUCCUCCAGGAAUACUUCAAGAAAUUUCUCCAGAGAUUUCUACAGAAGUUCCUCCAGAUGAUUUCAUCCAGUAAUUUCUUCAGUGAUUCAUCCAGGAAUUCUUCUAGACAUUGCUUCAAGAAUUUCUCAUGUGAUCCCUCUCAGGUUUUUAACAAAAAAUCAUUCAGAAGUUAAUUCAAAAAAAUCUGAAAUCCUUCAAUCAUCUUUUCCAGGGAUGCACCAAAAAAUUUCUCUAGGAUUGCCUGAAGAUUUUUUUGAAUUACUUCAAGAAUUUGUAGAGGAACUCCUCCAACAAAUUGUAUUGGAAGAUAAUUUCAAAAGGAUGCAUAUAGGAACCAAGAAAUUAUCCUGGGAUUCUUUCAGGAAUCCCUCAAGCAGUUUCUUCAGAAGUUAACUCAAGGAUUCCAUCAGUAACUCUCACAAUAAGCGAGACAAUGAGUCCUCCAGGGAUUCUUCCAAGCAACACGCAUGUCACAAUUUAUUUGAUAAAUACUUUUAAAAUUUCUUCCUGCAUUUUUUUAUUGAUUAAUUUCUGAAGCUCCGUCGGCAAAUUAAUUGUGAUAUAACCUAGCAAUUCCUUUGGUAAUUUCUUCUUCAAUUUCUUUAGAAAUCACACAGAAAAUGCCUUUGGAAGUGAUCGGGAAAUUCCUUCAAGGUUUUUCAGGAAACUUCUUUUGAAAUGGGAGAGAUGAACCAGCCAAGGGCUAAACUGCCUCUCUUGGCAUGUCAGUCCCAUGUCGUUUCUAAUGCGAAUCAAAUUUUUGUCUCUCAUAAAUUUCAUAUUUUUCUUGCCUCAUUUCACAGCCCAAUGUUCCACGUAAAGUUUAUGCAAGAAUUGAAUACAUUUUUUCGAAAACAAUUGGAGUUAUAGUGCAAAACGUGGGCACUUUGAAAAACAACAUGGGACUGACAUGCGAAAAGGGGCAGUAAAAGUCUCUUAAAUAAAGAUAAAUCAAUCAAUCAAUUUUGAAAUGUUUUUGGAAGUGCCUUCGACAACAUAUUUGGUAUUCUUUUUGGAAAUUUCUUCUGCAAAAGAAUUCACUUCAGGAUGCCCUUGUGUAAUUUUAGGUAGCAAUUCCUUUGGAAAAUCAUUCGGUUAUUCCUUUAGGGCCGUGGUCACCAAAGUGCGGCCCGCGAACCGCACGUGAAGUUUAGAUCUCUAUGUUGUGGUAGAAAUGUCUGUAUAGAGAUAAGUGACAUUUCAACACACGAACACUAGCGGAAAUUUUUCCUCACACAAAAGUGCACGCCGAUUGAAAGGCUACUCAGAUUGCAUAUGCAAAUAUUACCCAAUCGAUUUGGGUAAAACGGGUAAAUAAUGAUAAAACUAACGUCAGCGGCAAGAGUGCAAAUAUUUUCCUCGCAGUUUCACAACUACAUCUACAAAAAAGGCACGCAUACAUUUGAACGUGAUUACCUCUAUUGUUUCUUCUGGAGGUUGUUUUACAGCCGGAAUAAUGAAGAAUAACUGUUAGAAUGUUUGGCAAAUCAAUUUAUAUGUUGCGAUACAAUCAGUUGAAAAAAUGGGCCUGAGGAUCACUGCUUUAGGGUGUCUUCAGUCGUUUCAACAUUCAAACGUAUUUGGAAAUUGCGUUCUGAAAUGUUCGGACAAAUUUUUUAUGAACUUCUUUGGCAUACACCUUGAUUUUUGGAAAUUCUUUAGAUAAUUCCUUUGAGAUUUACUCCGGCCAUACUAUUGUAUUUUUUUUUCAAUUCGUAAGAGAGUAUCUAAUUGAAUUUCCAAGGUAAUAACACACGGAAUUCUGUAAGGAUUUUCCAAAGGAUACUGAAGAAAAUUCAAUUUUGCAAGAAGCUAUCGAAGGAAUUACAAAAAUAUUUGCCAGUUAAAUUUCCAAAUGGAUUGCAGGUGAAACUUCCAAAGAAAUUGAUAAACAAAAUCCCGUAGGAGUUGCCUGAUAAAUUUGCACACUGUCCUCAGCCAGAGACCACACACUACCACACACUAACGGAUAACAUGUAAUACUGUAAGACAUCCAGUGGUUCAAUGUAGAAUUUUCCGUUUGACGAAAUUUUUCUUCCGACUGGAAUGGGAAUCGAGCCCACAAUCCGUGGCUUACAAUACGCCUAAAAGUCUGGCGUCACUAACAGUAUGGUAUUUUCAAAUAUAUUAACCUAAAUCAAUUUCAAAUUUCCAAAAGAGUUAUCGAACAAAAUUCCAAAGAAAUUACCGAAAUAGUUUCAAAAAAAAAAAACCCAAGAAAACAAAAAAAAAACUUAUAUGAAGUUUUGGAUCAAAUCCAAUAAAAACUACUCACAGGAUUUCCUAUGAAUUUGCCAAAGAAAUUCCGCCAAAAGGAAAUUCGAGAUGUUUUCACAGGGUAACUUUUGGGAAAUUCGCCAAAUCGAUUUGCAAAGGAAAUGACAGAUCACAAGUGCUACGUUGUGAGCGAAUUUUGAAAUAAACUUUCAAUGUAAAAGCUUCUUUUUAACAUAGUAAUAUAUGGAUACACAACGGUUAUAAGGUUAGAAGCUUUCAGCUUCUAAGAACAAUACACCCCAAAUAAUUUUUGCUGAAAUUUGCCGAGUUGAAAGUGUAAGCAAAAUAUUUGUGAAAAUUCAGCAAGGUUUGUUGAUUUGCUCAGUAAUAUCUACCGAUAACCACCAACGUUUUGCUGUAACUUAGCAAAUUUUGACGAGAGUUCAGAAAAAAAAUCUGAACCUUUUAGCUCCGCAAAAUUUGACUGAAAGCGUCUUGGUGUGUAGCAUCACAUCAUGAAAACUCUUGGUCUUUUGAGCAACCUUGCCGAAGGCAGUCCAGAACACGAGAUAUACGACGUUUAGACUGAACUGGAAGCUCAUAAGAACACUAACGCAGCGCAGUGAGUGAUUUUCGAACUAAAUUGUUUCCUACGUGAAAGCUCUUAGUCUUCUGAGCAACUUUGCCGAAGACAGUAUCCUUCUAGGUGGACCAGAACACGAGAUAUAUGACAUUUAGACUGAACUGGAAGCUCUUAUGAACACAAGCGCCACGCAGUGAGUAAUUCUCGAACUAAAUUGUUUUCCAUAACAAAGCUCUUAGUCUUCUGAGCCACUUUGCCGAAGACAGUCCCCUUUCUAAAUGGUUCAGAACGCGAGAUAUUCCACAACUACUGAAAAAUUUUAGUGCUAUCCCCCAUGUCCGACAUGGUGCCCUGUGUAGCAGAUUCCCGGUUGCGAAUGUUCCCGGAACCACUUUUUCAACAUAUCAACACAUUAUUGACGAAAUUAUCUUUCAAAUAAGACAUUGGUCGUUUGAAUUGGUGAAAAAAUCAUUCAUUCUAUAAGAGUUUGAAUUUGUGGGUCAUAAUGACCCCAAUGCAUUAUUCUUACCUUUUUUUUGGCGCCAUUUUGAUUUCACCUUAAGAAAUUAAUUUUGUUUUAAAUUCUUCGGUUCUGCAAAAUAUUAAAAGUCAAGAAGUUUCAUUACGAUAAGUUAACUAAUAAAAGAGAUAUUAAUGCUUGAAAUCGCGUUUUGGGCCAUAAUGACCCUAAUGUACGACUAAGGUUAAAUCUGCACGUUUAGUGUAGUGCUCAAAUUUUGAACGUAGCUUCUGGGAGUCCAAAACAACUGAUUUUGGAGGUAAGACUUGGCAUUUUUCGAAAUUUUUGUUUUUCAUAUAAGUGUGGGCCACCCUAGAUCAUCCGAAUUCGACAUUUUAUUUACAAACCGUAUUGAUCGAUGUUUGGCAUUAUGCAGUGUUAACAGUUGCAGAGACAAUUCAAACGAACCAAUUUUCAUUUUUUUUUAAUUUUUAGCGCAGCAGUGUUGCCAGCUUUCAUAGAAAAAAUACUUUGUAUCAUUCUAUGUACCAUGCAACAGUAUUUGCCUACUUAAAGUAUGCUGAACAGCCAGAUAGCUUAUAGACAUUCAUAUGUAUACUACAUUCAGCCAAGCAUGAUCCUAAUUGAACAGUGUUGCCAUAUAACAGCAGAAAUAAUAAUAUCAGUUAUCACUGUUUGGCCUUUGUUGUUCUUACUGAACAUUAAAUGCGUAUAUUUAGAAACCUGUUCAAGGUUUGAAGCAAUGAUUGAAGUGAACGUUAAUCUAAAUUUUAAAUGUAAAAAAGCGGACAUAAACCGAUUUGUCGUGGAAUAAACGGACUAAAAUAAGGUCGGGGUCUGCAGUAAGCCUAAUAGUUAAGGAUAUGGAUCGCCAAUCCGGAGACGGCGAGUGCGGUUUAUGUUCCAGUCAGGAAAAUUUUCUCGACUCCCGGGGUAUAGUAUAUCAUUGUCCUUGCCUCACAAUGUAUUGGUGUCGCGGUUGAAACCCGAAGUUUCCUCACACGCGACAAUCGAGUUUUCUCCAAAUCCAUACGUGAAACCUAAUGUCGGACGUAGUGCGCUGGUUAGCGGAUUUGGCCCUCUAUCCAGCGCACUUUGCCCGACGUACGUCCGACACACAGUUCAGGAGAAACAUUGACUUUCGCGUGUCAAAAAUUUCGGUUUUCAACUGCACGAACAAUACAAAUACAUGCAAUGGCAGGCAAAGAAAGCCCUUCAAAUAAAAACUGCGGAAAUGCUUUAAGAACACUAAGUUGAAAAGAGGCAGGCUAAGUUCCAGUGGGAACGUAGAGUCAUAAAGAAGAAGAAGGUUGGAGAACAAAAUUACAAAAAUAAGAAAUAAAACAAACAGCGCUUCAAUCGUUUGUUUUGAGUAGGAAGAAACUAGGAGCGCUCUGCUGAACAGAUUGAAUGAUCCCCUUAUUUUGAAAUUAAAUUUGGAAUUUAAUUUAAGUUGUCAAUGUAGUUUUUGCAUUUCAAAUUAUUCAUAUCAUUUCAUUAAAGUUUUAUCAUGAUCUUAUUAGAAAACAUUGUGCUACAUGAAGAGAAUGUUUAGCAACUGUGUUUCAUUAUGAUGUUAGUAAGAUCUAUUCCAGUAACUACGUGAUUGUUUUGCAUGUAGCACAACUCAUAACAAUACUAGAAUUAAACAAAAUCAUUUGAGUUUUAUAAAACACAUGUAUUUCUGCCAUUACCAUAAUCGUUUUGCUCCUUGAGUUGAGUUAUAAGCCUCUAUUCUCCCCUGUUCAAGACCCCUUUUCACGUGGUACACUUGAAAUAUGCAAGAGAGAAAGGAGUCUCCUAGCAUAUCGAGUCGCUGCCGUCGUUGGUCGAUGGACGCACGGCGACCGACAGUGAAGUGAAUGAGUGGUAGCGAGGCGGUGUGGUGGGUGGCUGGGCAGGCAACUCGCACAAGAAGAGAGGGAAGGACAUUCCCGUCAUAGCGAGGCGCCCAUCCAGCAAGCAACGAAGGGAGCGAGCGAGCGCCGAAGAAGCCAUGUAAAAAUGUAACCCCGAAUUUUGUAAGAUUGGAAAUAAAUUAGUGCUCUCUUCGGUUUGCCGCCUCCCGGAGGCCAUUCGCCGCUGCAUAGCCAGAGCCACACAUCAGAUAAUGGACGCGGAAAGGAAGCGAAAGAAGACCCAGAAUCUGGUGGUAAUGGUGGUGCUCUACAACAGGUUUUUUUUUUCUUCAACUGGAUGUGUUGUUGCGCGAGAAAAAUUGGUGUGAGCGGUGUGGGGGCAAUUGAAUUGCUCUCCUCGUGCUUGUGAGAAGGGCUCCCCGAGAAUGCUGUGCUGGUAGUAGCUCCAGAGUGUUGAGUGAUAUGACGGAGAAGUGAAAUUUUAUGGGAUUGUGCAAUAAUUAAUUUGAAUCGAAGUUUGUAUAUAGAGCGCUGUAAGCAGGAAGCCGAGGAAAAAAAGAAAUAUUGUGUGAGUGGUUGAAUGAAGAUUGCUACAGUCAAAAAGGAUACGGAUAUAUCCUUUACACGAGGAUUGGAGUAAAAAAGUGUUAGGAUAAGCAUAGGAUAACAAAAUGGAUGAGCGAUUGCUGAACGACCUGCUGGAGUGUUCCGUAUGUUUGGAGCGGCUGGAUACGUCCUCCAAGGUGCUACCCUGCCAGCACACGUUCUGUCGGAAAUGUUUGGAGGAAAUUGUGGCCAGCCACCAGGAGCUUCGGUGUCCGGAAUGUCGAGUCUUGGUGGAAAUCAAAAUCGAUGAACUCCCGCCGAACGUGCUGUUGAUGCGGAUCUUAGAAGGCAUGAAAACAGCUGAGCUCAACAAUCAAAACACAAACAUAAACAAAGCGGCCCGAACCGGCGUUGGAGGAGGAGGCGGCGGGAACAUCUUCAACCUACAGUUGCAGCAGCAAAAUCAUCCAAGCAUAGCAUACCAUCAUCAAGGGUCUUCGAAUGCGCAACAGCAGCAUCACCAACAACAACAGCAGCAGCAACAGAAGAACAAUAAAAACGAUCAACUGCAUCACCAUUCGCAUCAAGGUCGCAUUAUAGCAGGAAAUGCGCUAGAUUUAACGAAAAUCCCACACGCUAAAGCAUUCUACGACUUCGCCUCCAGUGAAACCAGUGAUAUCAGCUUUAAAAAGGGCGACAUCGUCAUCCUCAAGAAGAAAAUCGACCACAACUGGUGCGUGGGCGAAGUCAACGGAAAAGAAGGUGCCGUUCCGUUGAACCAUCUGCAGGUGAUAGUACCGCUACCGUAUCCCCAGUGUAAGGCCCUGUACGAUUUCAGCAUGGGACCAAACGACGAGGAAGGUUGCCUGACGUUCAAGAAAGGUGCCCUGAUUCACGUGCUCCGCCGGGUGGACCAAAACUGGGCCGAAGGGCGGAUAGCAGACAAGAUUGGAAUUUUCCCCAUUUCGUUCGUGGAGAUGAACAGUUUGGCAAAGCAUAUGAUGGAGUCGGCGUUGAAACAUAUUUUGGCCAGCGCAUCCAACAACCGAACUGUCCCUCCGACACCUUUUGAUCUGAAUGCCAGUGAUACAACUAGUUCCAGUGUAACUACCAGUCCUAAUACUUCCAACAGCACCACCAGUUCGAACUCCAGUACCGCACCAAGCAGUCCUACGUCACAAUUUCUAACGACAACAACCGCCACUUCUACAGCGGCAGCGGGGGGAAAUUCCAGCAGUAAGGAACACCAUAAGGAGAAACGUCACUCACUAACGACCUUUGUAGCUAGUUCAAGUACUGGCGUUGCUAACGUCGGCGGGCCACUGAAUCAUCCCAAUCGCCAUUCCGCUGAGAUUUUGAGUACUCCGGAUGCGGACCGACAGCAACAGCCGGCAAGUACGGCGACGCAGGCUACGUCCACCGAACAUACGCCGCAGUCCACCGGUCGACCUGAUAUGCUCAACUAUCAGAAGUCGAAUGCUGCGAAGGCUGCCGCUAGUCAACAUUACCAACAUCAGCAACCCCAACUACCUGCCACCUACAUAGCUCUCUACCCUUACAAGCCGCAGAAACCGGACGAACUGGAGCUGAAAAAAGGAUCAAUCUACUACGUGACCGAACGCUGUCAGGACGGUUGGUUCAAGGGUGCCAAUCGGCAGCAGAAAUCUGGAGUUUUCCCCGGUAACUAUGUCACCGUGUACAAGGGACGCGAAGCAGGCCACUCCAGCCGGAAUACAAACAACCAGGGACCAUCCAGCGGUGCCACUGCCUCUACCACUGCCACCUGCGGUGUCCAGAACCCGUCCAGUAACCUAGCCCAAAUCACAUUGCCUGCCUUACCCCCACGGGACGCGACCAUUGCAAAUAAUUCCGGAGCCCCUGCCGGUGGUGCCGGUCCCGUGUGGACCAAACAGUCACAACAGCCACAGCAGCACCCCAAUCAAUCGGGAUAUAUCGAUUCACUGUUUGGGAGAAAAUCGGGAAGUGCUCCACCGGAUCGGAACACCGCUGCCGCAGCCGGACCUGACCCAUUGCAGACUGGAGUUGCUGCUGCAGCAGCAGCAGCAGCGGCACAACCAGUCAAGGAGAAGAAAGAUUCUUCGGCGGUUAGUUUGAUGAAGCGACUGACCAAUAUCAAACGAUCGAAAUCUCCCACCUCGAGUAAUGGUGGAACAACCAACCCAGCAUACUCGAUGGAUAAUCCAGUGUUUGAAGAUAGUUCUUUGCCGGGUGGUGCACCCAUCAAAUCCAACCUGCAGCAAAUUAUCAAUCCAGUGCAUGUGAGAUCUGGUUCUUGUCCGAGUCAACUUCUUCAAAAUCUCCCCGUCGACGUGCUGUUAGCACAUGGUCGCGAAAAUGUUCCUUAUAUGUAUGGCUCUCAGCGGGUGAAACCCCACAAAGAGCGGCCGUCAAUGCAUGGUCUCAAAAGUGAAGCAUCCGGUAAAACUUCCUCCAAACAUGCUGCGGCAGUGGCUGCAGGUUCAGCACACCAUCAGCAACAGCAGCACCAGCUGCUGCAACAACAAUCUCACGAAGCACCUGCUUCGACGUCGUCGGCAUCGCACGCGCCGAAGCAAUCUCAUCCGUACCAUCGGAAAUCUCAAAGCCUGGACGCAUCAGCCAUCAUCUCCCACAUGAAUGGGACGCCAUCCAAGUCCAAGGCGCACUCGCAGGCGGUCCGGGAAAGAUUCAAAUGCAUCGUGCCCUACCCGCCGAACAGCGAGUACGAGCUGGAACUCCGCGUCGGGGACGUCGUGUUGGUGCACAAAAAGCGGGAUAACGGCUGGUACAAAGGCACCCACCAGCGUUCCGGCAAAACCGGUCUGUUUCCGGCGUCUUUUGUCGAACCGGCGGACAAGUGACGCCGUUACUGGGAUAAUCGGGAAUGAAUCUGUUUUGUAUUUUAAGUUUCUACUUAAAUAGAUAUGCAAGGUACUCUCCGGAGCAGUGAUUAGCAUUUUAAGUACAGCACCAACAGCAGUGGUAUAAUCAAAAGUCGGUAUUAGUAAUGAUCGUGUCUCGUGUAGUGAAGAGUCAGUACGUGCUUUACGUUUUUUUUUAUUUGUCCUUAUAAAAGUGGUACUAGUGUUAGGGAGAAAAUAUUUAGCAAUCCUUAGGUAAGCAAUGAACAUUAUGAUCGAAACAAAUUUUAGGGCGACAUUGAAUUAGGCAAACAAAAAGUGCAAAUUUGUACCUAAUUUUUAUCUUAUUGGGUCUUUUAAAGUCUGAAUCGUAACGUUAAAAUAAACCGUUUUAGGAAAGUUAAACUUAAAUCCUGAUGAUGAUAUAAUCACCCACACCAGUUGUAGGCAAUUGUUAGCAUGACAAAAUUGUACGCAAUACACAGAUUAGAUACCGAAAUUGCAAACACUAUCGUUUCUCUGUAACAAAACCUGUAUAAUUGUUGUUUGUGUCUGUCUUUCUCUGUGCGAAUUUCGUGUGUCUGUCUUUGUGUGUAUCAGUUGAUUGAUCUACGAGCUCAUUCCGCUUUCUCGAACAAGCAAAAAUGUUGUUGUACAAACUUUCUUAACCAUACUCUAGCGUCUACGUUCGAUGUUGUGUUUGAAUUAUGUGACCACUUUCUAUAACUAAAAGAACAAUGAUCGUCGACACACAAAAUAGCAGAGAAUGAUCGCAUUUAUAAUACUAUAAUACUCUUAUAGCAGAAUCUUACAACUAAUCGCAAGCAUUAUCACAAACAAGCAGAAGUCACAAGGUAAUACUCACCGUUUCACUAUUAAAAUCUGUUGCUAGGUAUUCACGAUCGAAGAUCUUGGAGGUGAAAGUGAAUCGAUUGGAUUGAUCUAAUAUUUCCUUGUUCUUUGACUGAUUUUUCUGCUAACGUUUUGUACUCAAAGGCACAUCUCUUGAUUUCGAUCCAUCCAGCUUUGCACAAAUAUUCUAAGCUAUUUAGUGCCCACUCAAUCGAUUCUAAAGUUAUGAUACUCCGAGCCGAUUCGAGAGAAUCGUAACUACAAGAAAAGACAUCAGGUUCAUCCGAAGAUGUAAUAUCCACCAAUCAUUCCAAACUUCCUCAUCGGAGGAAGUAAAAUCGUCAUUUGGCACUCGAAGAUCCUUAGAUUUCGCAAGCAUUUUAUUCAACCGGCUGACUUUACUCAAACUGGAAUCAUUUGUAGAAAGGGUUUUCCAGCCGGAUCGUUAAGCAGACCAAAGAACUUUUUGGUAGGCCUCGCGAGCCAACCUCAAAGCUUCCGAUCCAGCCGAACGUCGUCCGUUCCAACGCUUUCUACAUUGUUUCCUGAGCUUGGCCAAAUCAGAGUUCCACCAUUUCUGCUCCAGGCCUACCUGAGCGUUAAAAUCUCUUGAUGAUGAUGAUCUUGACAUCGUGGAUUGGGCAGCGAUCGUACUCGCGUUCGAGCUGCGCGUAAAAUGCGUCCUUGUCAUCAUCAGUGCUUCCGGAGUGUGGGCUGUGCACGUUUAUUAUGCUAUAAUUGAAGAAUCGGCCCUUGAUCCUCAACCUGUUGGUUGACCAGGGAUUCCUGAAAGUCACAGUUUGUGUUUGCGAAGUAACAUUCAAAUGUUCAAAAAAGAUGACGCAAUGGCCAGAUAGAGAUUCUUCUUCUGAAACAUGCCAAUUGAUCAAUUCGUGACUAAUUCAUCUAGAGCAAAGUGUUAUGUCUAACACUCAUGCCACAAAAGUUCGGCUUAUUGGACGCAGUGGCUUAAUUUCCCCAAGGAGGAGAAACAAAAUUUCUCACACUUUCUCUCUUGACGAUGAUUUAUCAUGCGAUUAAUAAAUCGAGCAAUAUAUGUGUUUCCUGUUAAGAUUACCAGCAGAUACGUCAAUUGAAACAGCACUAUUAUAGCAGUUAGUUCAUAAUCGAGGAUAGCGACAAUUGCGUUUUUGACAAGCACACAUUCUCGAGGCAUGAUACGCGAGUUUGCCAUUUCGUUUUUAUUGAAAAUAGGAAACACCGGAUUCACAAGGUUUCCUAGAUGGAAAUUCGCUUACAAAAUUAAGGCUCUCGGACUAAAACCACUUAGGCUGUACCAUUGUGCAUUUGUUUGCAGAGGUUGAUCGUUGCUGUUCUUUUAUGAUGGAGAUUGAUCUGAGCUAUGCUAACCGUAGGCACUACCUAAACUAGCUAGGAUCAUACUCUUUACAUUCACAGCACAACAAAGAACAGCAGCAAUAAAACCAGAUAGGUAUCGAUUGGAAAACGCCAAAAGCGACGAUACACAGAAUACACUGUGUAAGUCGCUUACCUAAUGCAAAAUCAUGAACUGUUAUUUUAUCCAAAGUUAUUUUAUCUGAAAUGAAAAAUGAUUCAGUGAACAAAUAAUAGACCAAUAUAAUAGAACGCUAACGAGUUGUUACCGGUAACUACUGCCGUUUGUGAUAAAAUUGUGUUUCAUGUACGUUCCAAUCUAACGCAAUAGCCAAAACCCGCGUCUAAUGCAAAAGCACGAAUUGUCUAACAAAACUGUGCUUCUAACACACUGAUGAGCAAUGUUUCUGUUUAACCGCAAAUGUAUAGCAAAUUCAAACGAACAAAACUGUAACGUGCAACAACAUCUAAACGAAAGAUAUAAAACAAACUCAUCUGCAGCCGACAUAAUCGGUGCAAAACAUAACUGAAUUCUAUAUUUGUUUAUGAUCGACAAAUCUUUAGAGUAUUUACUGUUUUCUAGUAAACCUGCGCAUUAUCGGAGCAAGUUAAAUUAACUGAAAUUGAUAGCUAAAGAAGUUUAAUCACAUUGCAAAAAAAAAACGAACAGAACCAAACACGACUCACUUAAUGGUCUCAAAAGUUUAUUAGCCCGAUAGGAAACAAACAGUAGGAAAGAAACCUAGAGGAAAAGUCUUGACAAACAACAUAUUGGCACUGAAUCGGAACAGGGUUAGGUUAUGUUCUAAAUCGACAGAAAUUUGAAAAUAUUCGCUUUUCUUAGCAAAACAAAAAAACAACGCCUUCAGAAAAGGAAAUACUUGAAUUUUCAAGCACUGCACUGGAUUGGCUUUAGGUCAGGAUUUUGAAGCAUUUUGUGGUAUUUGAGGAAAAGUUUUGCAUUUAUAGCGUGAUGAAUGAAAUCCGUAUAGGUAAAUGAUAGCAGCAUGUGAUUGGAUCCAAGUGUUUGGAGAGUUUGGCGGCAUUAAUUGGCACUAUUCUUUGGGACAGUUUGGAUAAUAAUGAUUGAAAAGGAUAUCAGUUGCGGCAGCAUAAUGUUAUGGGGGUCAUGAAAAACAGGUAUACUCGUACUUUAAAUAAAAAUUACUUAUAAAAUUUC
Molecule: messenger RNA, 16458 nt
Organism: Aedes albopictus (Asian tiger mosquito)
Lineage: Eukaryota; Metazoa; Arthropoda; Insecta; Diptera; Culicidae
Gene: POSH
Product: E3 ubiquitin-protein ligase SH3RF1
Exons: 10
Coding region: 10335-13070 (911 amino acids)
Biological process (GO): protein ubiquitination; positive regulation of proteasomal ubiquitin-dependent protein catabolic process; positive regulation of JNK cascade
Molecular function (GO): metal ion binding; protein binding; ubiquitin protein ligase activity
Source: RefSeq, a predicted model, not a curated record